Oncorhynchus kisutch (coho salmon) is the source of this 1640-nucleotide messenger RNA. RefSeq names its product serine/threonine-protein kinase NIM1-like. NCBI's taxonomy places the organism in Eukaryota, Metazoa, Chordata, Actinopteri, Salmoniformes, Salmonidae. Gene Ontology annotation, cellular component: cytoplasm. Gene Ontology annotation, biological process: intracellular signal transduction; protein phosphorylation; microtubule cytoskeleton organization. The transcript is spliced from 2 exons. The record is from RefSeq and is a predicted model, not a curated record. Gene Ontology annotation, molecular function: tau-protein kinase activity; ATP binding. The coding region runs from base 253 to 813 and encodes 186 amino acids.
AACUCAAAUCCAGACUAGCCUGAAACGCAAGGACAAGUGAGACGAGUGAGAAUCGGUGAACAAUUCACCCAAAGUCCUUCCAGCCCUUCCUAUUAUACCAGAACUGACCCUAGGCCGAAGGGUGGUCAACGACCUUAUACUGGGCCGAAGGAUCUCCUUCUACGAACUCAGGGGGGAAAUAGGGUGCUGCAAUGUUAGAUUGGGGGUUUCAUACCUUGAAUAAAGCACGACGACAACAUUGUCCACCGAGACAUGAAAGCAGAGAAUGUCUUCUAUACCACCAGCUACUGCAUCAAGGUGGGAGACCUUGGCUUCAGCAUAGUGACUGGUCCAACCGAGGUCCUCACCACAUUCUGUGGUUCCACAUCCUACGCCGCUCCAGAGCUCUUCAAAGAGAAAGGCUACAUGGGUCGUUACGUGGACAUCUGGGAAUUGGGCAUCCUCCUCUACUUCAUGGUCACCCAGGUCCUGUGCUUGGAGGAGCAGGAGGUGAAGUUGGCCUUUUCUGGCCUGGGCUUCAUGGCGGUCCACCUGCAGAGCAACACCUAUACAGACAAUUGCAACCCCCUGACGGGGACCUACCGUAUCCUCCUCCACCACAUCCAGAAGAGGAGGUCCGUGGAGGAUGUGGGAUAUGCAGGCCUCUACCCUAAGGACUUUGUCACUACCAAGAGAUGGACGCCACUGCUGUUAUGGUCAAGCACAACCCUACUAAUGUCUGUGUUAUGCUAUAGACCAGGGUUUCGUAACAGUUUUUGUACCAGGGACUGGCAAGUUAUGGAUCUUCUUUUAGGAUUAAAACAAACACUUUGAGGACCAUUUACAUUGAAAUCGAACAUUUGAGAACUGAAGUUCUCAGACAACGAUCUGAGGGACCAGUUAGCAAUAUCUCAGAGACCAGUGGUACUCCAUGGACAAGACACAAACACACCCGUGCAGACAUGUGCAUACUCUCACACACACACACACACACACACACACACCACUCUCUCAGGGAUCUGCUGUUGCUUAUUCAUCGUAGUACAGAGGAUAGGUAGAUAAAUACCACCAUCUUGUGCUCACAUUAUUCAUUACAUUUCAGUAUGCCUCAGAAAUCUCUGAUGAAAAGAAACCGUGGUUAAGAUUACAGGAUCUGGUUUGUAAUGUACAGUCCAUUAAUUCUAUUGAGGCUUAUGGACUAACAAGGCUACAGUAAUUGACUUCAGCUUGUUGUGACCGUCACUUUACUCAAUAGGCCUAUGUUCUGUUCAAUAGGCUUACAGCAAGAGGCAGACUGACGCAAAGGAUUAAUAGCACUAUCUUCCAAGCCUACUUAGUCCAGUGCUUCAUCAAAAUAUAACCGGGGUUGUGCAAGGGCAUGGCUAAUCUUUCUUUGUUGUGAUACAGGAAAAGUGCUUUGUGUGUGGGCCCAUGCCCUGAUAUUUUCAUUGCAAUACUUAGGUCUACAAUACUUUUUUUAUCCUUAAACACUUAUAAGUUCAUGUAAAUAUAACAAAUAUAAUCUUCAGUUUAUAUACUUGUAAAUUAUAUAAUGUGCUAUUCCCAACAUUCUAAAAUGUGUAAAACAGAUUUCUUGUACAUAGUAGAGCACAUGCACAGAUCUUAAUUUUGGCUAUUCAAUGGCUUGGAAGGGCAAUGUU